UAAAGGAGAACUACAAAUCCCAUGAAGCACCGGGACGAUUUUGAACUGCUGUGACGUCAUUUGGAUGAGCGGGACGCACCUGGCAACUGACUGCGUCUGUUUCUUAACGCAGUAAACCGGAUUAGAGCGCGAAUUAAAGGUGUGAGGAUGGCGUCGGACGAUGUGUCCCAGCUGGCCGACUCCCUGGCCAGGACUCAGGUUGGAGAAGGUGAACUUAGCUAUAAGGGGCAGGGCCUAAAACUGGACAAUGCCCAGACUGCGGAGGAGAUCGUGAAGGCCAUUCGGGAGUUUCAGGGUUUACAGGCAUUGCGCUUGGAAGGGAACACCAUUGGGGUGGAGGCGGCUCAGGCCAUCGCUAAAGCAUUGGAAGACAAGAGCGACUUUCAGUGCUGCUACUGGAGUGACAUGUUCACUGGCCGACUGCGUUCAGAAAUCCCUCCUGCACUGGUUUCCCUGGGAGCAGCUCUGAUGUCAGCGGGGGCUCGGCUGAAGGUUCUGGAUCUGAGUGAUAAUGCGUUCGGUCCUGACGGUGUGAAGGGCAUUGAAAACCUGCUGAAGAGUGCUACCUGUCACACGCUGCAGGAACUGCGCCUCAACAACUGCGGCAUGGGCAUCGGUGGGGGAAAGAUCUUGGCAGCAGCACUAACAGAGUGUCAUAAGAAGUCGAGUAAGCUUGGCGCCCCCCUGAGCCUGAAGGUAUUCAUUGCAGGGAGAAACAGACUGGAGAAUGAUGGAGCCACAGCACUGGCACAGGCCUUUCAGUUAAUAGGAACUCUGGAGGAAAUCCACAUGCCUCAGAACGGCAUCAACCACCCCGGAGUGACAGCCCUGGCCAACGCCGUUCAGCAGAACCCCCAGCUCAGAGUGCUCAACCUCAACGACAACACCUUCACCAAGAAAGGAGCUAUCGCUAUGGCUCAGGCUCUGAAGAAUCUGCGCAGUGUGCAGGUGAUAAACUUCGGGGACUGCCUGGUUCGUUCAGAGGGUGCCGUCGCUAUAGCUGAGGCUCUGAAAGAGGGACUCCCGAUUUUGAAGGAGUUGAAUCUGUCAUUCGGAGAGAUCACAGAGGAGGCAGCGCUGGCUGUGGCAAAAGCAGUCGAGCACAAAGAUCAACUCGAGAAACUCGACCUAAAUGGUAAUUGUUUCGGUGAGGAUGGAUGUCAGAACCUGCGGGACCUGAUGGAGAAUAUAAAUAUGGGAGAUCUGCUGGGGUCUCUGAGUGAUGAUGAAGGAGAGCCAGAAGAUGAUGAUGAUGAAGACGAUGAUGAUGAUGACGAGGAUGAGGAUGAUGAUGAAGAGGAAGAUGUGGAUGAAGAAGAGGAAACUGAGGAAGAGGGAGACGAUGAGCCUAAUAAGAUGUCGACUCCUCCUUCAGCUCCUCGUCCUCCAGACGUCUCGUCCUUCCUGUGUUUUCCAUCUCCAGACAAACUGCUCCGCCUGGGCAAAGAGAGAGCAGAACUCAUCCAGCAGCAGGUGGAUGUGAGCGAUGUAACUAAAUCUGUAGAGGCCUUCCUGAAGAUUUCCUCUGUGUAUAAAGAGGAGGAUCCGGAGGUAAAAGCAGCAGUGCUGGACAGCAUUGACGCUGUUUUGAAGAAGACCUUCUCCCUGCCUUCUGCUCAAACGUUCAGCUUUAUCUCCACAUUACUCGUAAUGCUUGGAUUGUUAAAGAGUGAGGAUAAAGUGAAGCCAGUAGCUGUAGUAGCGGGGCAUUUGCUGUGUUUGGAGCACGCAGUAAAGCAGAGCUAUUUCCCACAAGAGCACAUCGCUGUUCUGCACGCAUUCAUGACCAGACCGAGCAAAUCGAUGGAGUGUUGUGUUGGCGCUCGAGACAGCCUGAGAUCCACACUGCAGAGACUCCAGCCAGAGAGCUAAAACCCACACAUAAUCAACCACAGUCACACACACAUGCUUUAACAUGCACGGCUGAAAGACAUUUGGACUGAUCUGUCUUGUUUGGGCUUUAAUACUGGAUUGAACAGAGCUCAGCUGUGGAGGAUUCUGAGGGAAAAGAAACAAAAGGAAAUGUAUUUGGCAGCGAUUUGUGCAGUGCUUCCUGGUACUGCAUUAUUUACUAAACAUAUGGACUUUUAAAUGUUACACUCGUUCAUCUCUCAUCAUUCAUUUUAAUCAAUAAAUAUGGUCUCAGCAAAAGAAAAGAAAGAUUUA
Molecule: messenger RNA, 2166 nt
Organism: Astyanax mexicanus (Mexican tetra)
Lineage: Eukaryota; Metazoa; Chordata; Actinopteri; Characiformes; Acestrorhamphidae
Gene: rangap1a
Product: RAN GTPase activating protein 1a
Exons: 16
Coding region: 148-1872 (574 amino acids)
Biological process (GO): activation of GTPase activity; signal transduction; nucleocytoplasmic transport
Cellular component (GO): perinuclear region of cytoplasm; nucleus; cytosol
Molecular function (GO): GTPase activator activity; small GTPase binding
Source: RefSeq, a predicted model, not a curated record